AUGCGCAGCGCUCUGGAUAAACUACCGUACUUCUGUACUGCAGUAACUACAGAGGAAAUGUGUGAUAACUUGGUGGGUUAUGGAGCAGUGUAUCGCAUCUGUUUCUCUCUGGCUAUUUUCUACGGUGUAUUUUCUCUACUCAUGUUAAACACGACCUCGGGCAAAGACUUGCGAGUUAAAUUUCACAAUGGAUUCUGGUUUUUAAAACUGGUUUUACUGGUUGCAAUCUUGGUAGGAGCAUUUCACAUUCCGCAACGUACUGAGUUUGGUCGACUGUUGAUGUAUGUUGGACUGACCGCUGGCUUUAUUUUCAUCAUGCUCCAAAUAUUACUUGUCAUCGAUUUUGCUCACUCCUGGAGUUUCUCGUGGGGAGAAAGAAUGGAAUCUGGAAACAGUAAUUUUUGGGGAUUUGCGUUGGUAUUCUCAACUAUAUUAGUAUAUUCAAUGGCAAUUACAAUGGCAGUAUUUUAUUACCUAUAUUUCACAGAUUUACAGAAUCUUUCAAAAUGUCGUGGAAAUAUGUUUCUUAUAUCCUUCAAUGUAUUUCACUGUUUACUGGCUUCGAUUGUUUCCGUUCUCCCACGCGUGCAAGACAGCGCCCCAGGAUCUGGGCUGCUACAAUCUUCUAUAGUCAGUCUUUACACCAUGUACCUAACAUGGUGCACGCUGAGCAGUGAACCUGACGGCUCAUGUAAUCCUAUGGGUGACGUCAUUUUGGAAUACGAUAAAGUCUCGGGGGUCAACGGUCAAGCGAUAUUGGAUUGUGUACUAAUGUUCGCUCUGUUAAUCUUCGCGUGUAAUGUUCGUUCCAGCACUUCCAAGCUGGAAAAGAUCGGCUUUUCUUUAUCGAAAUAUCCAACAAGAGAAGACCAUUAUCUCGACCAAAAUGAUGCUGAAAAAUAUAUCGGCGAAAAAUAUGUCGACGACGAAAAUAUCGACUUGGAAUAUAAUUAUUCGUUCUUUCAUUUCGUGAUGUUUCUGGCGUCUUUACAAUUAAUGAUGGUGGUGACAAACUGGCAUAGCCCAGACGAGUUAGCUGACUUGAAAAAACUCGUUAAAAACUGGGCAACAGUAUGGAUACAGUUGUCGUCUAGUUUUCUCUGCGUUUUGUUCUAUAUCUGGGCGACCGUGACUCCGCUGCUAGUAAGGAUCUGGGGACCAUGCUUGGGGCUCGAUUACGAAAGCGUUCCGACCGAAGACGAUUACGAACGACUGCGAAGGCGGCGCGAAAUGUUACGAGAGCGCAAAGGAAAGGAUGGAAAUUUGAAAUCUAGGAAAAAAGAAAGGAACACUACUAAAGAUGGGAAUGAUUUUAGUAAUUCUGAACAAAUGAGGGAACACGAGUUAGGGAAUUUAUCUUCAGUGCAAAACUCUGUACAGGAAGCAAGUAUUAGUAAGAAUCUUGCAGUUGAACGUCGUUUUAAUACUUCUGAACAAGCAAGUGAACGGAAGUUAAGGAAUUUAUCAUUAUCGUCAGUGAAAGCUCAACGAAGUGGGGAAGGGAUUGAGCAAAUCACUGAAGACAGUGGACUGUGCGAUACGACAAACUUUACAACUCAGUCUCGAGCAGUUUCUAGGGAAACUUCACGAGGAAACGAGGGUGAAUCAAGAGAAAAUGCAAGACUUGAACACAGGAGUAAAUCUGCAUUAAGCAGGGAGACAGUUCACAAUGAGAAAACGACAACAGAUAAUAAGCAAGGAGUAGACAAAGAUAAACCAUACAUGGACAACGUUACAACUCAUAAUGCGAGCUUGUCUCCUGAGCACAGGGCUGAAUCUGGUCAGAAAAUGCCUGAUGAAAAACGGAGAAAUUCGCAAGCCUCAGAAAAUGUUAAUUCGUCUACUAAUUACAACGCACUCGAUAAUUCGAGUAACGGAAACGAUAUAUACUCGCAGGCCGAACUAGGAAACUUGGGUCUUAAUUCCAAAUCAUCAACUCUCAAUCCCAAUAGUGCGCAGUUACGUUUGAACAAAUAUACUUUUUCUAAGAAACAACAGAGUAGAAACGUCAGACCGCAUUCAUCAAUGCUUAAUCCUUCAAUUACUAAGAAAACUUUACCAAACAGGCCAUAUUCUUCAAUGGCGUUUACUACUAAAACGUUCAGAGAAGAUAGCAAAGGUUUAAAACAUAAUCUUUCAGUAGAUAACCACACUUCAACAAUCAGGCCAGUAAGUUGUGAGCCAUCAUUAACAAUGCAAAAGAAGACAUUUUCAUUGCGAAAGAAGGAAGAAAGGACUUUGUCAUUUGAAGAAGGUAGCAGCAUGGAUAAUACUUCGUCAAGUAUUCAACAAUAUGUGCAGAGCACAGUUAUAAGCCAGGAAGCAGAUAAUAUAGAACAGGAAUUGUCUUGUGUCAAAGAGUCAGUAACCCACAGAGAUAACUUAGACGUUUUAAAAUCAACGGAAACUCCCGUUGUGCAAAACAACGCAACGCUUUCUCGAAGUAAAGAAGAGGAAAAGUGUAGCGAAGAUAUAUUUAGUACAAAAGAUUCAAAAACAAACACAAACAGAAAUAACUAUACACCUUCUGCUACCACAACUCCGCUUAAAAUGCAAGACCAUUUAAAAUGGGUGAAACGUUUACGCAGUACAAAGGAAACGCUUUCAAAUAAACGAAGUAUUUCUGAAAAUAACGCACAAGACGUGUCUGUGGAAAAGAAAGCAAAGGUGACGGAGGGCAAAGAUGAAAGCAAGGAAGUGUUGAGAAAUGUUGCACUUGACGACACUGGCAGUUGUAAAAUAAACACAAAGUUUAAAGAACAAAGUUUAAAGGCCGAUAAGCAAGAUAAGAGCACAGCUAGAGAAGAAGAAAGUAUGGAAACAUUUGUAAAUGCUUUUAAAUCAAUUGACGGUAGUCACAAGCAAAAUAAUACAACGGAAAGGAAUGAAGAAACGUUAAAGCAAAGUUCAACUUUGGAUCAAAGUUUGCAGGCUGCUUUGGAUCAAAGUUUGCAGGCUCAAAAAACUAAAUGUGAAAAUGAACUACAGACACCUGAUGUUGCGAAGGAAAUUUUGAGACUUCAACAGAAAAUAUUAAAAUUUCAGGCAAAAGUUGUAAAAACACAACAGAAGAUUUUCGAAAUGCAACAAGAGGGAAAUUUAUAG
Molecule: messenger RNA, 3105 nt
Organism: Paramuricea clavata
Lineage: Eukaryota; Metazoa; Cnidaria; Anthozoa; Malacalcyonacea; Plexauridae
Source: the annotation of a GenBank genome assembly